This is a messenger RNA of Aspergillus affinis, 894 nucleotides long. RefSeq lists its product as uncharacterized. The transcript is spliced from 2 exons. The coding region runs from base 1 to 894 and encodes 297 amino acids. The record is from RefSeq and is a predicted model, not a curated record. Lineage: Eukaryota; Fungi; Ascomycota; Eurotiomycetes; Eurotiales; Aspergillaceae.
AUGGGAAUGGACUUUGUGUUCAUCAAUGUUCGCGAACCUAAAGAUGCCUUGCAGCUAGCUAAAGAGCCCGAGAUCCGCUCUCACGUGGCUCGCUAUCAAUGGAAGCAAAUCGAGAACCGUCCGUCGCACUCCACUCAGAAGGCAGACGACAAAAAGAACCGGGACAAUCAGCCGUGGUCGACCUGCAUAGAAUUAGAUUGCCCCGCCUGGCAGGAUGAGGAUGGUCACCCUCCCACGCCGGAGGGCGUAGUCCAACCCCCCAUCUCGAUCCCGCCGCCACUCGGUGGAAUCCGCGUCGAUCCCUUUCGAUCCUAUCCGAUCUCGUUCAGGCCAUUCCUACCACAGCUCGUGGAUCACUAUCUCAUGAGUAUGGCGGUCGACAUUCCCGAGCUGGACCAGCCCGGUAACCGGGGCCUUCUCCGAACCAGCUGGUUUCCGCUGGUAAUGACCGAGCCGUCGCUGUUCCUAGUCAUCAUGUUGCUGGCCGGCUCGCACUAUGCCUCGGUGCGGGAUCCGUCGGCGGAUCUCAAGCUAGAUCUGCUCCGUCUGCGAUGCGAGACCGUCAACGCCAUCAACUAUUUCUUGCAAUUCCAGCAGAAGAACGGUGUCAACGAUGCACUGGUGGGCGCUAUCGCGAAGAUGGCCAGUUACGAGGCUAUGUUCGGUAGCAUGGAGAACUACAGCGUGCACAUGCGCGGUCUCACUCGGGCGGUCGGUCUACGAGGCGGUCUCACGUCCCUCGGACUGAACGGGCUGCUCCGGCGAAUAGUGGUCUGGAUAGACCGCAACGCGGCCUUCUUGCACGGAUCGUCGCUUUAUUUCCCCGGCGCGACAUUUGUGCCGGGGCAAGCAUUGCCCGACCCAAAUCCGGGUCAUUUCUUGGGAGCGUCAUAA